This is a messenger RNA of Anopheles coluzzii, 4127 nucleotides long. Its product is annotated as transcription initiation factor IIB-like. The transcript has 3 exons. Gene Ontology annotation, molecular function: RNA polymerase II general transcription initiation factor activity; TBP-class protein binding. Gene Ontology annotation, cellular component: nucleus; transcription preinitiation complex. Gene Ontology annotation, biological process: transcription preinitiation complex assembly; transcription initiation at RNA polymerase II promoter. The coding region runs from base 1014 to 2027 and encodes 337 amino acids. NCBI's taxonomy places the organism in Eukaryota, Metazoa, Arthropoda, Insecta, Diptera, Culicidae. The record is from RefSeq and is a predicted model, not a curated record.
CUCCCUGAAAUCCCCUUUAAACUACAACUACUACUACUAUAACGGGAGUACAAACUUUUCCACAGAUGAAUUGAAUUAUUUAAUACGGUGUAUAGAUUGAGCGGGAACACGGUAGGGAAGCAAGCAGAGUAGAUCAGAAAAGGUCAUACGAACAACUACCAUCAGGUCUUAUAGGAAUUAUAAUUGGAUUUGUUGCUACGAAAACCAAGCACCAACGCUCCCCUUUUUCUCUCUCCUAGGGGAAGGAAUUAAAAUCGAUAAUAGACAGGAUUCACUAUAUUACACAGGACGAUACACACACAGUGAUCGACAGAACGUGGUUUUGUUCCCAGCAAAAAGGAAUAGAACCACACAAGCGGAAACAGUUGUAUAGCGUACACGCAAACAUCCUUUUGGAACACAGUUUGGACCGCAAUAAGGGCGGCUCUUGACCAUCACUCCACCCUCCAUCCCCCUCCCUACAAGAAGAAGAAGAAGAAGAAGAAGAGAAGAAGCAAAAACAAAACCUGAUGAAGAAUUGUAUUAUUUUCACGCUCGUUGUUUAUCGUUGUCUUUUGUAAGGGAUUAUUUACUUAGAUGAGGAAUUAUUUUUGAUACUUUGCGAGACAGCGAGCAGAGAGCCCUUUCCCCCUCGGUACAUUUAAAUAGUAAAAUGAGGAGGGAGGGGAUGAGAGGAGAGGAUACAAAACAAAAACAUGGGCACCAUCGUUGGAACAAACGAAGAAAAAGGAAGCGGAAAAGAAGUGGUGAGAUAAAAAAAAGAACUAGAAACAUAUAAUGAACUGAUUUAUAAGAUAAAAACUAAAUAAAACAGUGCAACACAAAACAAACCAUAAACCGAUUGAAUCGAGUGUCAGUGAGAAACGAAGAUCAUGGUAACCAUGGUGCGCCGUUGCCAACGGUAACCAGGCGAGAAGAAGUGUGCGUUUUCGUUUCAGCUUUACCAUUGCUGUUUGCAGGCCGCUCAGAUAGCACACAGCCUUUCCGAGCCGAUAGACGUACAGUUAAGAACGAUGGCUUCAAAUGUUUCAAAUACAUCUCCUGCAGCAAACCAACUCGUCUGCCCGUAUCAUCCUGCUGCGGCAUUGGUCGACGACUACCAUACCGGCGACAUGAUAUGCUCCGACUGUGGCCUUAUCGUCGGUGACCGUAUGAUCGAUCCGUCCAGCGAGUGGCGCACGUUUAGCGAUGACCCAAGCCGGCCGGAUCCAUCCCGUGUCGGUAGCACCGAUCCAGUACUACAAAAUCUGGCCACGUUUAUACAACCUUCUGCCAACGGCUUUGAGCCGCCCAACCAUUUCUCCUUCCUCAAAAUGGACACCACAACGCGCAAGCUAAUGUUCGGCUUCGCCAUGAUCGCCACCAUGGCGGAACGCAUCAAUGCACCGGCGUCGAUCGUGAGCCAUGCUAAAACCAUCUUCAAGCAAGCGCUGGAACCGGCCGCGCUAACCCAUCGGUCGUUAGAAGCAGUGUCUGUAGCCUGUCUGUACAUCGCUUGCCGGCAGGAAGGUGUGCCGCGUACCUUCAAGGAGAUGUGCGCGGUUUGCUCGGCCAGCAAGAAGGAGAUUGGGCGCUGCUUUAAGCUAAUCACCAAGGUGCUGGCUACAUCGCUGGAUCACAUCACGUCGGAAGAUUUUAUGCAGCGCUUCUGUUCGAAGCUGUGUAAGUAUCGCACGCGAAGGACAUCUUUUUACGUCUCUUUUCUACUUUCGCCUAUUUGUGUUUGUGCAGUUCUUCCGCACGAAGUGCAAAAGGCAGCGACGCACAUUGCGCAGAAAGCGUUCGAAGCGGACCUCGUGCCGGAUCGGUCGCCCAUCUCGGUGGCGGCUGCCGCCAUCUUCAUGGCCUCCCAGGUGUCCGCUACGGCGAUGAGCCUGAAGGCGGUCGCAGCGAUUGCCGGUGUCGCUGAGCUGACGAUCAAGCAGUCGUACAAGCUGAUGCACCCGCACGCUUGGGAGUUGUUUCCGAGGACGCACCUGUUCUACAAGCACAUCGGCAUGUUGCCAAGCUGGAAGUGUUUGGUUUAGGAUAAUCAUUUCAUGGUGAGUAACGGCCAUUCACAGUGAUUUAGUGUUUAGGUUGUAUUAAAUAAUUUAUUUUCAUACAUUAGGUUCAGUUAUCCAUACUGUUUUCCUCGCACCUUUUAUCUCUUUCUCUCUUGCUCUGUCUUUCCUUCUCUCUGGUAUGCCAUCCUUGAAUAGAAAUAUUAGUGUUUAGAGCUGUUUUGUUUGUACAACAUAUCAUGACAAGUACUUGGUUUCCAUAACUAUCUGUAUAUAUAAUACUUUUCGGUUACAUACCACCCCAGUGGGCAGAGUCCCACUUACCCUCCCCCGGUCGAUCACCUUCGUACCUCUUACACGCUCACGUUUCUAUUUAGUUUUAGUUAAACAACUCAAAAUUCCUUCUUUUUUGGGAACUUUUUCCUCCCAAAAACAUUCCUCUCCCAUCGCUCAACAUUCCAGUCUGCACCAUUUAGUUGGAAGUAUUAGGUAAUAUGCUGCAUUUCUUCUUCUUCUUUUAUGUGGCUAGUUCUUGCGCAAGAGAUUCGACUCCUUUUCGCUCGUUAUUUUCCCCCUACAACUAGUUUAUUUACUUAAAAUUUAUUAUCAAACCAGUUUGAAGGAGUUAUUUCUUUGAUAGACACGAUCAUCAUCCCCAUUUCCCAUUGCAUGCAUGCAACCACACUCGGUGUGUUACAGUUUGAUCGAGGUCCGGGACCCGUGGGCGUUGGCAUCCCAUCCUCAAUCGAGAUAUCAUUUACGGCGGUUACAUCAGAGUGUUGAUUCUAUGGUUUCAGUUUGGAUUGUUUUCCGUCGUAAUUAAAGAAGGGUGUACCGAUCUCGCCAUAUUGUCCAACUUGUUAUCCUGCUCGGGGUAUGCUUUACAUGUAUUACAAUGCAUUAUUCAUCCUAGAAAUAGACAAACCGUACAGGUGCUGCUUACAAAACCGAACUCACUUGUGUUAUUGUAACAACCGUACUAAUAUACAACAAAAAAAGUAGAUAAAGGUAUUAUUAAUCUCUUUUCUAUCUCGUGCCGAUCGAUCGCUCCUAAACACCUGAGGAUGUAAAUGUAAAGUUUGGAACUCGCAUAGCUAUCGGUUAGCUUUACGUCUACUGCCUUAGAGGGGGUUGAUAAACGUUCACGGCGGUUUCAUAAACCAUCAGUGUGCGUGAAGUAGAAGGGUGGUCGUCUAGAAGGGGAAGUAACUUGUCGCUUGCCACGCCUGAUGAUACUACGAUUGUGUGUAUUGCUUUUUUUUUAAUUUCGCGUCACGUAAAGAGAUUGGCUCCUUUACUCCUGCUACUAAACUUGCACCAACCUGGUAGGUAGAUUAUCGUGUAAGUUAUGCGGUUCACUCUACCAGUGCUCAUAUACAUUUGAUUCUGCUCCGUCUGAUCAUAACUUCAAUGCUCACAAAAUGUAAUAAUUUUAGGUUUAUUUGUUUUUAGAAAAUCGUUAUUCACUUUCCCUAAAAUACGAUACGUUAUUUCUUCUGUCAAUCGUGUCGAGCCGGGUGUAUGGCGUGUGUGUGUCUUAGAAAACGUGUUGCGCACAGUUACAAAUCCACUUACAUUUUCUAUCUCGUCUUCCGCCUCCUUCGUCCCGAAACAAUAUCCGUAAUGAAAACCAAUCCACACGCAUGCUUACGUUUCGUUUGCUUCGUUUAAUAAUCAUUUUUUUUGUAUAGUAUUACGCGUUUGGUAUAUUUUGACUAGAUUUUACACACCUUACCCUAAUCUCUAAGAUCUCUCUUUUCACGCGUGCUUGUGCUCUCCAAAGCGAUCCAUCGUUUUUGUUUUCUGCUGUUACUGCUAUUAACCCUAACCACAACUUCGAUUCGAUAUAAACUUCUCCUAGUUUGAGUUACGGCUUUAGAGUUUCUGUUUUUUUAUUUGGCUGUCUGUGUUUAGGUUGUUGCUCUAGCAAAAGUGGAUCGCGUUUCGUUGCUCCAUUCGGCAGUACUGGUUUUGCGUGGAUUUGAUGUAACUUGCAAUGAAAUAGCGCUUCGUUUCGAAGAUUUGGAAUUGGUCAUUUGCAAAAAACUAACGGUGUGUGUUGCUCUAUUUUACUCGCCUUUUGCGUCCAAACCUCUACACCGAUUAAUCGCUUUUGUUUUUUUU